Messenger RNA from Acomys russatus (golden spiny mouse), 2584 nucleotides. It is a transcript of the gene Klhl6, whose product is annotated as kelch like family member 6. The transcript has 7 exons. Gene Ontology annotation, biological process: B cell receptor signaling pathway; germinal center formation. Bases 82 to 1941 code for a protein of 619 amino acids. NCBI's taxonomy places the organism in Eukaryota, Metazoa, Chordata, Mammalia, Rodentia, Muridae. Gene Ontology annotation, molecular function: protein binding. The record is from RefSeq and is a predicted model, not a curated record.
AAGGGCCUGUGCAGGAAAUCCGCUCAGCUUCUGCAGUGGGACCUGCCCCAAAACUUGGCAGCUCCUUUAGUCUGGACGUUGAUGGCGGCACAAAGAGGUGCCUGUGCCAUGAGCGAUGUGGUGGAGAGAAGUUUGGAAGGACCCUUAGCACCCACUACAGACACAUCCUCCCAGAAAAGAGAAGACUUGGUGGAAAUAUUAAAUGGGGAGAAGGUAAAGUUUGAUGACGCGAGACUCUCCUUAAUUCUUCAGAACGGCCUGGAGACCCUCCGAGAGGAAAACGCUUUGACAGAUGUCAUCUUGUGUGUGGACGUUCAGGAGUUCUCUUGCCAUCGUGUGGUGCUUGCUGCGGCCAGCAACUAUUUCAGGGCAAUGUUCUGCAAUGACUUGAAGGAGAAGUACGAGAAAAGGAUCGUUAUCAAAGGGGUGGACGCUGAGACCAUGCACACUCUGCUGAACUACACAUACACAAGCAAGGCUCUGAUCACCAAGCAGAAUGUGCAGCGGGUUCUGGAGGCUGCCAAUCUUUUCCAGUUUCUGCAGCUGGUGGAUGCCUGUGCCAGCUUUCUCACAGAAGCCUUGAACCCUGAAAAUUGUAUUGGAAUACUGAGGCUGGCGGACACUCACUCCUUGGACAGUUUAAAGAUGCAAGUUCAGAGUUACAUCAUUCAAAACUUUGUUCAGAUUCUGAACUCUGAGGAGUUCCUUGAGCUUCCUGUGGACACCUUGUACCAUAUCUUGAAGAGUGAUGACCUUUGUGUGACUGAGGAGGCUCAAGUGUUUGAGACGGUGAUGAGCUGGGUCCGGCACAAACAGUCAGAGCGGCUCUGUCUGCUCCCCUGCAUCCUCGAGAACGUGCGCUUACCGCUUCUGGACCCGUGGUACUUUGUGGAGAUGGUCGAGGCAGAUCCUCUCAUUAGACAGUGCCCUGAAGUCUUUCCCCUGCUUCAGGAAGCCAGGAUGUACCACCUUUCCGGUAAUGAGAUUAUUUCAGAGCGCACCAAGCCCAGGAUGCAUGAGUUCCAGUCUGAGGUGUUCAUGAUCAUUGGCGGUUGUACAAAGGAUGAACGAUUUGUGGCAGAAGUCACCUGCCUGGACCCACUGAGGCGCAGCCGCCUGGAGGUGGCCAAGCUCCCACUGACAGAACAUGAGCUGGAGAGUGAGAACAAGAAGUGGGUGGAGUUUGCAUGUGUGACACUAAAAAAUGAGGUCUACAUCUCUGGUGGCAAAGAAACACAGCACGAUGUGUGGAAAUAUAAUUCUUCAAUCAACAAGUGGAUUCAGAUUGAAUACUUAAACAUAGGCCGCUGGAGGCAUAAGAUGGUCGUAUUGGGUGGCAAGGUCUAUGUAAUUGGGGGUUUUGAUGGCUUACAAAGGAUCAACAAUGUCGAGACUUAUGACCCCUUCCACAACUGCUGGUCAGAGGCAGCGCCCCUCCUUGUCCAUGUCAGCUCCUUUGCAGCCACCAGCCACAAGAAGAAGCUCUAUGUUAUCGGAGGAGGACCCAAUGGGAAGCUGGCCACAGACAAGACUCAGUGCUAUGAUCCUUCAACCAAUAAGUGGGUUUUGAAGACGGCCAUGCCAGUAGAGGCUAAAUGCAUCAAUGCAGUCAGUUUCCAGGAUCACAUCUAUGUUGUUGGUGGUGCCAUGAGAGCGCUCUAUGCCUACAGUCCUCUGGAAGACAGCUGGUGUCUGGUGACACAGCUCAGUCACGAGCGAGCCAGCUGUGGCAUUGCACCCUGCAACAACAGGCUUUAUAUCACUGGCGGGAGGGACGAGAAGAACGAGGUCAUUGCCACCGUGCUCUGCUGGGACCCUGAGGCUCAGAAGCUGACAGAGGAGUGUGUCCUGCCGCGAGGAGUGUCCCACCACGGCAGUGUCACCAUCAGGAAGUCAUAUACUCACAUCCGGAGGGUUGUGCCUGGAGCGGUGUCUGUGUGACUGCAAAGGGGGGGGGGGUCAAGAAUCUUUCGGCACUGAUUCUAAACCCCAACUUGCUGAGGUUCCUUGUGAGCCUUAGGCUUGGCUCGGGUUAAAGGCUCAUUAUAGGGUAUCUAGGAAGCUGUGGGGUGUAUGAGAGCAGACAGGAAUGCUUGUGCGACCUACCCCGGGUUGAAGGGCAAUGUUUCAGAUUCCAUACAUGCCUGUGCAGGCACUUAUCCAUGGUAAUUCACUUAACUAUGGCAAUGGCCUGCUCCCGGAUAGUGUCCUGCCAGUCUUAGAGGCAGGGAGAAGGGGUUUCAGACAGGGCAACGUUCAUGGGUCACUCAGGGAGCAAGUAGCUAAUCCAGGAAAAACUCAGGUCUUUCCAUGUCAGUGUCUCUCCCACCACACUCUUUAACUCAGAUCGGAAAGCAGAAAGCAUACCCCAACCUUGGGUUUGUAUCUCUUUCUGUCAAGUUCGCUAAAGACAAGGGAAUAAAGGCGUUUGUCUGAGCAGUUUUCCUUUUAUUUCUUGUAUAUAGACCACAAGGGAUUCUGGUCUUGGAGCCUUUCAGGCCACUUGUGUCAAGAGCAUCUUGUAUGAACCCACUACUGGACAAGUCUGUUGGGACUAGUCUGGGCAGGCCCAUUUGUUUUGAAA